This is a messenger RNA of Corvus hawaiiensis (hawaiian crow), 4892 nucleotides long. It is a transcript of the gene BORA, whose product is annotated as BORA aurora kinase A activator. The record is from RefSeq and is a predicted model, not a curated record. The coding region runs from base 309 to 2108 and encodes 599 amino acids. NCBI's taxonomy places the organism in Eukaryota, Metazoa, Chordata, Aves, Passeriformes, Corvidae. Gene Ontology annotation, molecular function: protein kinase binding. Gene Ontology annotation, cellular component: cytoplasm; nucleus. Gene Ontology annotation, biological process: regulation of mitotic spindle organization; activation of protein kinase activity; regulation of mitotic nuclear division. The transcript is spliced from 12 exons.
CUUCCCCCGGGGCUCCCGUCCCCUUUGCGGCCAGAGGCGCGGGAGCUGCCGGGCCCCGGGAGGGCUGGGGCUGCCCCCCGCCCGUUGCGGCGGAGGGCGGGCGGUUUCAGCGCCCGGGCGGAGCGGGUCCUGCCCGGGGCGUUACUGCCGCCCCGGCCGCUCGGGCAGCGCCGCGCAUCCCCGCAGCCGGAGCUGCCGGGCUCGUCCCGUGUGCGGGCAGGACGGCCGUUUGGUCUCUUCUGGUGGUUGAUUUGGGAUUUUUUUGGUUUGCUGCUUGUUUUGCCCUCGUUUUGGUAUAGCUUAGUGUUAUGGGUGAUACAGAAGAAGCUAAAAUGCAGAUAACACCAGAAACUCCAGGACGAGUUACAAUCCUGAAUCCGUUUGAAAGUCCCAGUGAUUAUUAUACUCUUCAGGAGCAGAUUGUCUCCAGUCCUUCAGUCUUUAAGUCAACGAAAUCCUCAUCUACACCAGGAAAAUUCAGAUGGUCUAUUGACCAGCUUGCUCUAAUAAAUCCUGUGGAAAUUGACUCGGAGGACAUUCGACGCCAAGGAAUGUAUUUGAGCUGUGCUAGAAUUGAUAAGGAGACAGAAGACAGAAGGCAAAAAGCUAUUGAGGAGUUUUUCACAAAAAAACUCAUAGUUCCUUCUCCUUGGAUUGAACAUGAAGGCAAGCAAGUUUCUCAGUUUAAUUCAACUAAAUCCAUAGAUAUAAAUAACAUUUCUCCCAUUGGAAGACAGCUGAGCUUGCAGCCUGGGAAAAGCAAUGCUGCUUGUCAGACAGUACUGUCUUUGCCAGUGGAUUUUAAUUUAGAGAAAAUACUAGGUGAAUAUUUUAGAACUGAUGAAUUUGCAGAUCAGUCUCAGGAAAAUCUGAGCUCUUCAUCACUCAGAAGAAAGCUGUUUUUGGAAGAAAAUGGGAAUGUAUCGGCAUGUUUGUCCCCUUCUCUGCAUAGUCCAUGUGGUAGUCAGCCACUUGGAGUGCUUUGUUCAAUAGAAUUAUCUCCAGUCCGGUGCAGAAGCCCCCUGGACACAUCUAGUUCAGGUCAGUUUUCAUCAAGUCCUAUUCAGGGAGGAACAAGAGCUUAUAGUCUGGGAAGUAUAACCAGUCCCACGUUUUCAGAGGGGUCUCCUGCACAUAAUGGUUCUCCCGCUUUUUCACCAAUUGCUUUUCGCAUAAGAAAAACACCACUCUCAGACCAAAGAAAAUUUACUUUUCGUUCUCCAGACAUUCCUUCUUCCUCAAAUAUAAUGACACCCCCAAGUACGAGAAGUCCUUACAUAGAUGGUUGUUCUCCAAUUCAAAAUUGCUCUCCUAUGAGGCUUGGAGCCUGUAGAGGAACUGCCAAAUAUCAGACUUCUGUCAUUAGAAUACCAAUUGCAGUUGAGAAUCAUGAUGAGGAUGAGGAAGACAAGGAAAACGCUUCUCCAGCAGAAGCUCGGUUCCCAGAAAUGGAUAAUGGAAUAAACUUACGUCAGGAAGAUGGUGAUACUUUUGCGCAUGGUACACAUCUUGUGGUGACAACUGUGUCCAUUGCACCAGAUCACUCAGAAGGUUGUCAUCAAAGGUUGUCAUCAUUUCAGGAUAUAGAAAGCUUAAAGGAAAAUAAUACUGUAGACAUGGCUGAUGCAGCUGAAGUGUCAGAGGAAAACACUUGGAUAAAAGAAGCAAUUGGCAGUAGCAAUACACCAAUGGCCAGCUUUAUGACAGGCAUUACUUUCAGUAUUGAAAGCUCUCGCAUGUGCAUGUCACCUCUUGCAGAAAGCAGCGCAAUUCCUUGUGACAACAGUAGUAUUCAGGUGGACAGUGGUUACAAUACACAGACUUCUGGAAACAGCAUUAUGGAUACUGCAGGGGCUGAAAACAGUUGCAGAGAAAAUGAUGUGAAUACUGUCGUGUUUCAGAAUAAAUCUCAGCUGCUUAGAACAAAGGAGUGUUCUGCUUUAAGCCAUAAGGACAAUCAGUUGCUGAGAGCAAAAUCUCCAGAGAAGCAAUGCUGCUUCCAAAAAGCCAAAACACAUAGCACAGUAUUUGGUCAAAAUGCAACUUGCAACAUUUCUACUUGGAAAAAUGAAAAUCAAGUUCAGGGGUUUCACAAAAGUGGUAUGUAGUCUUCUGAUGGAGAACUUAAGCUGUGGUGUCUAAUAAAUUUUUAUACAUAUGACCUCAAUUACCUGGAUUAUACAUACAAUUUUGCUUUUCUAAUGCAAGUGUAAUAAACUGUUUGGUAUAUAUUAAGGGAGUUCUUAAAAUAAUAUGGAAUUUUUCAGGUCUUAUUAAGAAAUUUAUUGGUAUCAUUAAGUGAUCCUUUUUGAAAAUUAAGGUGUCUAGAUUUGGUACAGAGAAACAAUAGGUUUUUUUCAGAAUUGUAUUCCUUCUGUGGUUAGGGUGGAUUCCAUGAACAGCCUAGGAUAACUUGCAUAGGAACCAAUAUAACUGCAAAAGCACCUACAUUUUAAGAUUUGUCCCUCCUAAGGGCAUGAGGGACAUUUUUCUUUGUGGAAAAGAAAAAGGGCUAUUAGUCUGGAUUUGGAUUGCUUGUCUCUAACCAGAUUUAUUGUGUGGCGUCAUAAAUACUGGCACUGGUACCAAGAGUAAGUCACUGGACUAAAGUGAAUUGCUGGGGGGGUGAUGAGAGCAAACACCAAAUUUAGUUCUCUUAGUAAUAUAAAAUAAGCUUUAUGUCAAAAGAAGCUGUUUAGCAAUUCUCUGAACCACUUUUUCUUUGGUUUGAGAAAAAUCUGUGAUCUGUCAGUUAGGUUUACCAGGUACUUAAGUAAAAUGUACUAUUGGUUACCUUAAAAUCAAAAGGUAGUGUUGUUGCUUUGGUAAUUGCAUUAGUACUAAACUUGGAGUUCAUCACCUGACACUCCCAGUGUCUCCAAAGAACACUUGUGUCCAAACUGAUGAUCUGGUACCCUUUGGAAGGAACCUCAGAAGGUGCAAUAAGAUUCACUGGUUUCAGUACAUCACUAAGAAAGUGGUGCAGCCUUUCUACUAUUAAAGUAAACCAUUUCACUUCACUCUUAAUUCCUAGUAUUAUUAUGUUGCUUACAGAAAUUACAAAAAAGAUAAAUCCUUAAAAAUAUAAUUAACUUUUGCAUGCCAUUUGUUACAAAAAGUAUGAAUACAAGCAAACCUUUGAUCUUUUCAAGAAAACCAUCAAUGAAUUAAAGUGAUGGAUUGAGCGGGGUCAGAAGCCCAGAACUCCCUUUGUGUAAUUAAAUCAGAUUUGGUUGAAUUUGCUUGUAUUUCUUUAAAAGAACCUUCUGGAAUUUAUAAAUGUGAAUAGGGGAAAAAAUCCAUAUGGUUAUCUUGUGGCCCUAGUGAGUAAGAGGGAAAGAAGAGAUAAGGGAUACACACUUAUUUCUGGGCUCUGUUUAUGUAGAGCUCUGGUAAACUUGGUUGGAUUAAUGAAAAAGAGUCCAUUCUAACAAGUGUUCCAGGUGAAGCAGUCUUCUUCCCUUUUCAUAGCAAGGAUGUCCCAGGAUACUGGAUGGAAGUUCUGCUUUCUGUUCUAUUCCACAACCCACAGAAAAGCUUGUACCAAAGUGACAGACAGUGGCUGAUGAGGAGCUAUUGGCACACUAGGCCCAAAACCUAUUGGUCAGACCUAAAUUUGAAGGCAAGACAGUAUUGUAAAAAAACCUCAUAAGGGGAGGUGUGAACAGAAUCUCAUGGCAUUAAAAUCAGUAUGUUAGACCUGAGAGUUGUGUGUUGUUUGAAUUGAACAGUUCUUGAAGUGUUUUCAUUAAUAAUUUCCUAUUGAAGGCUUUCUGAAAAGCACAUUUAAGAAAAAGGGAAAUGUCUGUCUGCAUCACUUGAUUGUAGUUCUCACAUUGAAAAAAGAAAUAUAAAAAAACUUAGUUUAGAAAUCUAAUGAGCAAAUAUGGUGUGCAUUAUUUUUACUUCUGUAGCAAUUUAAUCAGUAUUUCUGUAAUGCAUGUGGGAUUGACAGUAAUGGAAUCUAGUGUCAUAUAUUAGCUAUUUCAUGAUCUUCAAACAGUGCCCAGAAGCUGGAAAUACACCGAAUUGAUAACUGUUAAGGAAUGAUUUUUUUAAAAAAUAGGAAAUUAACUCAGACUUCUGGAAAACGAAUUUUAUAGAAUAGGGCCUUCAAAAUGUUCUUAGCUUUAGCUUCUAACUUUUGUCACUCAAAAGCAGGAUACAACUUGCCUGAGAUUUAAAAGUUAUAUAUAUGACCUGUGUCAUUUCUGUUUCUCAUGAUAAUUUUAACAAUAAUCAAUGGAAAGGACUGUACAAAGCAUUUAUUUUUGCAAUUGUGAUUACUAAAAUAGUAAUGUAAAUUUAAUAAACGUUAAGCAGGGUAGUCCAAAUUAUGAUCUGUUUCUGAAAUUUUCUGAGUUACAUGUAGAAUUAAAAUUUGGUUUUACUUUUUAACUAAACUUCUUGAUUGUUUUUAUAAUGUUCAAUGAUCAGAGGCUUUUGAAGUAUUCACAAGUAAAAAAGCUAUCACUAAAGUAUUUAAUUUCAUCCUGUGUUAGUGUUCUCUUAAAGGUAAGAAAAAGGUAACAGCAGAAAUGGGUGAAUGUGAGAAGUGAUUAAGGAUCCCCCCCCAUAUGGAUUGCCUGUAUUUUCUGUCCUGUUUUAUAGUCUUCAGUUAAAUGGGUAAUAUUUAUUUUAUGAAAAUAUGCCUAUUUUUUUAUUAUGUUUGUACAAUUGAUUUGUAGAAGAAACCUACUGUGCAAAUUACCAUGGAAAUCACUUGACCAUUCUGUUUCUGUAGUUGUUCUUAAUGCAUUGGUUGGCACACAUUGCACAAAGCGGUCAUUGUUUACAUUAAAUUAAUAUCAGUACUUUCAAUGAGAGUCCUUUAACAUGUCUAAUUGUAAAUUGAGUAGUGAAACAGAAUAAAGACAUUUCUUUAAUACCUA